AUGGCGUAUUUUUGUCACAAUUUGUCCAGUGUGACUUCCAUCAUCAUAUACUUAGGGUUUUCAAAUACCUAUUUCAGAGAAGAUCUUCCUCUUCACAUUGUGGCAGACUUGCACGGAUGCCUUACUCAAGUGUUGCGACUGUUCAGAUAUUGCGGUUCUCCACACAAGGAAACAUUCCUUUUUCUAGGAGACUAUGUUGAUAGGGGAGUCCAGGGUGUGGAACUCAUUACUCUCCUGUUCUGCCUAAAAGUUCGCUAUCCCACUCAGGUUUACCUACUUCGUGGUAAUCAUGAAGACGCUAACACUACCCUCAAUUACGGCUUUUUUGAUGAAUGCCUUUUUAAGUGCAACGAUCGAAACGGUGACAAGGUUACCAUCGUCGCCGGCACAAUCUUCUGCGCACAUGGAGGAAUAUCGCCAUUUAUUAAAAGUCUUGAAGACAUAAAUAAGAUAAAACGCCCAUCAGUGGUUCCGGCAUACGGCAUCGGAUGCGACCUACUCUGGUCAGACCCGUCUACACUUGGAGAUGGUUGGAUUCUAAGCCAUCGUGGUAUCUCAUUCCUGUUUGGACAAAAGGCCGUCGACGAGUUCUGUCUUAAGCACAAUGUCGAUAUUAUUUUACCCUCGUCUUCAAAGACGUUGUUUUUCCAGAUGUACAAGAAUGGCUACCGAAUAUCAUUCGAUGGACGACUGGUUACUUUGUUCAGCGCACCGAAUUAUAUGAAUUACAAGAAUAAUUCUUGUAUCGUCACAGUAUCAGAACGUGUGAAUUAUUUCUGGCAUUCCUUAGAAAGCGUUUUAUUACAAAUCCAAACAUAG
This is a messenger RNA of Angiostrongylus costaricensis, 819 nucleotides long. The record is from the annotation of a GenBank genome assembly. NCBI's taxonomy places the organism in Eukaryota, Metazoa, Nematoda, Chromadorea, Rhabditida, Metastrongylidae.